This is a messenger RNA of Oncorhynchus masou masou (cherry salmon), 1284 nucleotides long. RefSeq lists its product as uncharacterized. The record is from RefSeq and is a predicted model, not a curated record. The coding region runs from base 535 to 1251 and encodes 238 amino acids. Lineage: Eukaryota; Metazoa; Chordata; Actinopteri; Salmoniformes; Salmonidae. The transcript is spliced from 2 exons.
CCCCUCCUCUCUUCUCCAGACCAUUUCCGGAGACCUUCUCCCUUACCUCACCUCGCUCAUCAACUCAUCCCUGACCGCUGGCUACGUCCCUUCCUUCUUCAAGAGAGCGAGAGUUGCACCCCUUCUGAAAAAACCUACACUCGACCCCUCCGAUGUCAACAACUACAGACCAACCUAUCGGCUGCCUUCGAUACUGUGAACCAUCAGAUCCUCCUCUCCACCCUCUCCGAGUUGGGCAUCUCCGGCGCGGCCCACGCUUGGAUUGCGUCCUACCUGACAGGUCGCUCCUACCAGGUGGUGUGGCGAGAAUCUGUCUCCGCGCCACGCGCUCUCACCACUGGUGUCCCCCAGGGCUCUGUUCUAGGCCCUCUCCUAUUCUCGCUAUACACCAAGUCACUUGGCUCUGUCAUAACCUCACAUGGUCUCUCCUAUCAUUGCUAUGCAGACGACACACAAUUAAUCUUCUCCUUUCCCCCUUCUGAUGACCAGGUGGCGAAUCGCAUCUCUGCAUGUCUGGCAGACAUAUCAGUGUGGAUGACGGAUCACCACCUCAAGCUGAACCUCGGCAAGACGGAGCUGCUCUUCCUCCCGGGGAAGGACUGCCCGUUCCAUGAUCUCGCCAUCACGGUUGACAACUCCAUUGUGUCCUCCUCCCAGAGCGCUAAGAACCUUGGCGUGAUCCUGGACAACACCCUGUCGUUCUCAACCAACAUCAUGGCGGUGGCCCGUUCCUGUAGGUUCAUGCUCUACAACAUCCGCAGAGUACGACCCUGCCUCACACAGGAAGCGGCGCAGGUCCUUAUCCAGGCACUUGUCAUCUCCCGUCUGGAUUACUGCAACUCGCUGUUGGCUGGGCUCCCUGCCUGUGCCAUUAAACCCCUACAACUCAUCCAGAACGCCGCAGCCCGUCUGGUGUUCAACCUUCCCAAGUUCUCUCACGUCACCCCGCUCCUCCGCUCUCUCCACUGGCUUCCAGUUGAAGCUCGCAUCCGCUACAAGACCAUGGUGCUUGCCUACGGAGCUGUGAGGGGAACGGCACCGCAGUACCUCCAGGCUCUGAUCAGGCCCUACACCCAAACAAGGGCACUGCGUUCAUCCACCUCUGGCCUGCUCGCCUCCCUACCACUGAGGAAGUACAGUUCCCGCUCAGCCCAGUCAAAACUGUUCGCUGCUCUGGCCCCCAAUGGUGGAACAAACUCCCUCACGACGCCAGGACAGCAGAGUCAAUCACCACCUUCCGGAGACACCUGAAACCCCACCUCUUCAAGGAAUACCUAGGAUAGG